AUGAAUAAUGUUUGUUUCAGUGAACAUGCUCGUAAUUCAUCGAGUGUACCGAUUUUUUAUUCAUCGAAUUAUGAGGAUACGCUCUUGAUGAGAUGCGGUUUGGAUAGUGCAACCGUACGACGAGAUGCACCGUCAUUUUUCGACAUGGAUUCAACCAGCUUACCUGUCCUAUAUUCGCCAUCGUUUUCUAGCAACAUCGAGCCCUCUGUAGAUCGAGGAGAACAGUGUUCUGACACUGAUCAUGAUCGCAUUUUUGGAAGUGGUAAGAAUUUUGAGAAUUCAGUUGAUAGUUGCUUCAGUCUGGAAUCCAGUCAACCUCAAGUUGCUCCUGUUGGUGUCUUGGAUUCUUCAGUAAGGCUUCCUGAACAGAUUGUCACAAAUCUUUCGAGAGCUCAUCAUAUUCGUCAGGUACCAGUAGAUUCCCAUCAGAACUCUGUUCGUUCGAAUUCGGAAACCAACAAAAGCAAUCAGUCAUCUGGUGGUAUGCGUGUACCGUUGUCGUCUACGAAGCCAACGCAUUCUUUCGAACGAACUUCUCAGUCAACGAGCUCAAUCAAAAGACCCACUCUACGAGAGUUACGAAAUUGUUCGAAGCCAGCAGUCACCUCAAAGCGCUCAUCGCAGUUGAGAAAUUUGUCAUCACGCAAUCACCAUUCGAGUUUCUUCAGUGUUUUUCCAUUAAUUCAGCGCAAAUAUUCACCGAAAUUACAUCCCACUUCCCAUUUUCGCAUGACACUUGAGCAGAGUGGUGAAUUGAACGUAUCAGAUCAGCUGAUUAUGAAGAAUGUAUCUGAAAUGGACUGUGUCAAGGAAGAUGCUGAUGUGAAGAGUGACUCAUGA
Molecule: messenger RNA, 840 nt
Organism: Anisakis simplex (herring worm)
Lineage: Eukaryota; Metazoa; Nematoda; Chromadorea; Rhabditida; Anisakidae
Source: the annotation of a GenBank genome assembly